AUGGAUAGUAAUAACGGAUUUAAUAAAGAGCUCGUUUGUGUUUUGUUUCCUGGCAAUGUAAAAAAUGAUAACAAGGCGAUACAAUGUAUGGGUGGAAUAAAAACUAUUUCCCAAAUUUGUACCCAACAGUCAAAGAAACAACUUACAUUAACCUUCCAACCUGAUAACCCUAGUGUAAAGAAAAUAAAUGGAGAAGUCAAACCUGCUGCUGGUAUUUUACUUAAGGUCAAAGUUAAAAAGUCAAAUGAAAAUGGGAACAUAAAAAGGGAAGUAAUAAGUACCUCGGUUAUGGGGCACAUUAAACGCAUGUAUAAAUUUGAAGCAAUGUGUGACUUCCAAUAUUUACCAGUAGUAAACACUAGUAAACCAGAGUGUUUGUUAGAUAAAAUUAUUCCAUGUGGUUUAGAUGAACUUUCAUUUAUGGAGGGCCCUGCACCUCUACAUAUUGUACCUGGUAACUUUGUAAGGUUUGAUAAGCCUAUGAACUAUUUUUAUAUGGACAAAAAAGUCUAUAGUGUAAAGAAUGAAGAACAACCUCUUAUGAGUGUGUCAGCCAAAGAUGAAGUUCAUAAAAUGAGGUCUGAAAGGAGUUUGCCAAUACCAAGAUACAUUUUUAACUUAAUUGACGAUCUCCCAACAGAGCCUCAUGAGUACUUUGUAGAAUAUAUGAAUAGUAAGACAGCUGUUAGCCCUCAAUUAAAGGAAGAAUAUAAUACUGUCAAAAAGAUGUUUGAUGAGCGCCCUGUUUGGUCUUUUAAUCACAUAAAACAUCAUACGAAAAUAAGGAGUGCUAAUUUAAAAAUAAUCUUGCCUUGCUUGGCACUGUACAAUAAAAAUGGUCCAUGGAGAAUGUUGUGGAUAAAAUUUGGCUAUGACCCCCGGAAGGAUCCUUAUGCUAGAUAUUACCAAACUCUAGACUUUAGGCUAAGGCAUACAGCUGGGGUAUACUCAUGCGUCACGCAAGACCACUUGAAUGUAAAAAAGGAUCGCGUGAAGAGAUGGCCGCUUGAUGAAAGCUCUGAGGAAGUUAUUCCUGAAGGCGCAGUCUACUUCAAGCCGAACACCUUGCCUCCACAGCGACAAAUAUUCUACAUGUAUUGUGAUGUUCAAAUUCCUGAGGUGCAAGAGAUUCUAGCGGUGGAACCCCCGACGGGAUACUUAUGUCACGUGAACCGGGGUUGGCUGGCAGUAGAUACUGCUCACAUUUGUCGAGACAUUAUAUUCAAGUAUAUAAAGCAAAAUGUCAUGAAUAAAAGUACUGACCUUAAAUUUGAGGAAGCAAGCAGUGAUGAAGAUUUAGACAGUGAUGAAGAAGCUUCAAGUUCUGCAGAUAUAACUCAGGGGCACGAAGCGACUGCGUUAUCAGCUGUCUAUAUAACGGCGCGGGAGUUGCGCGCACGCGCAUUCGCUUCAAUCUUUCGCGCGUUGCACGUUAGUCGAUCCAUUUCCCGCCCUUUGUCGUUUUUACCGGCGCGUGCGAUCCACUACGCGUGUGAGGUUCCCAAAAUGACGUCAACUGACUUCAGGCUAGAACGGAAUGUGGAAUUGUUGCCAGAGACGAAGGCGUUAGCUGAGAAGGAGUUGAGAGAAACUCCUGAGAGAGUAAAGGAAGCUCUUGAAAGAUUAAAAGAGCUGCUAAAAGAGAAUAAAGACAUUUACUUUGGUGAAGAUGAUGAAAUCCUCACGAUAUUCCUGCGGCCUUGCAAGUGGUAUCCAGAAAGCGCGUUAGCACUUAUGAGGCGCGUGGCUGAAUUUAAAAAAGAAAAUGCUUGUUUACUGGACGGUUUGUUACCUGAACAUGAAAUGGACGCCUUCCUAGACCACAAGGUUGUCAAUGUUCUGAAGGGUCGGGAUCAUAAGGGAAGAAGAGUGCUCGUAGUUAAUGUUGGAGGUACAUGGGACCCAAAGAAGGUGACGGCAGACCAACUGUUCAGAUUGUUCUACUUAAUCCACGAAGCAGCCAUGUUAGAGCCAGAAUCCCAAGUUCGUGGCACCGUAGUUAUAAUGGACUUCCACAAUAUGGGAUGGAGUCAGACGAUGGGAUUAACUCCUAGUUUCUCUAAGCGGCUGCUAACAUUUAUUCAAGACGCGAUGCCUAUACGGCUGAAGGAAGUCCACUUCGUGAAGGAGCCGAUGAUCUUCAAUGUCGUCUGGAAGAUGUUCAAGCCACUCAUCAGGGAGAAACUCAAGAACAGAAUAUUCUUCCAUGGCACAAAAAUGGCAUCCCUCCACAAGCACCUGGAUGCAUCACAUUUGCCAGCAGACUACGGCGGUGAAUUGCCAGCAAUCGACUAUUCGGGAGCCGAUUGGUACCCAGUCAUAAACGAGUUGCAACCCCACAUAGAUAACUGGAACUCUUAUGGGUUCGUUAAGACUUCCAAAUAA
Molecule: messenger RNA, 2385 nt
Organism: Leptosia nina
Lineage: Eukaryota; Metazoa; Arthropoda; Insecta; Lepidoptera; Pieridae
Source: the annotation of a GenBank genome assembly